UUUGUUUUCGCUUGAAAAUUUGUUAAUUUUAUAAUAUUUUAAUUAUUAUUUGUUUUAAAAACAAGAUGUCGAUCAAAGAGUCUAAAAUAAUACUAAAAGAAGUUCGUGAAGACAUCAAAAGUGAGAAGUUCAAUGAUGCGAUAGAAAAGUGUGAAGCUUUGCUUAAAGAUGAGCCUAAGAAUUAUAUGGCUUAUUUACUGUUGGGAGCAGCUUACCAAACGAGUAAUAAAAUAGAGGCGGCCAAAUGUUUACGAAAGGCGGUAGAACUUUCACCGGCUGCACCAACUGUUGCACUCCAGGGACUAGCUAAUUGUGCACCGCUAGAUGAACUCCCCAAAAUCUACGACCAAUUAAUAGGUUUAGUUCCUGAAAAAUCUGCAUUUUAUUUUGAGAAGCUUUACGCAGCUGGGCUAAACAACAGGAGUGUUGCAGAAGAGUGUUUUAAUAUUUUCAAACGUGAAUUAGCACGAAAUGAUCAAAAUGGAGAACGACAUCCACUAGUUUUGAAAUACUUGGCUCGAAUUUGGAUCUUAUUUGACUUUGAUGUGCAAGUUGGAGAAGAGUCCGUGUAUAAAACGGCUUUGGAAAAACUAAUUGCAGACCCACAAGAUGAUCAACAACUGAAUGCUUAUAAGCGAUAUCUGAAACUACUGUACAAACAACAAAGCUAUGCUAAUUGCUUUAAGCAUGCAUGUGAAGCGACCAAAAAAUAUCCUGAGGAUAUUUACGCCUUUGAAUGGGUGUGUAAAAUUUACUGUGAAUUUCGUGAUGUGUCUAUAGCGUGCUUAAACGAAGCGCAGCAAACGAUAGAACACUAUGUCGAUGCAUUGCUACAGUUAAAUCCGAAUGCCAGUUUAGGAUUACUCAUUCGUGGCAUUAAACAGUUUGAACAAAAACAAUAUGUAGCGGCACGUGAUCUAUUAUAUCGCGUACAAGAGUUACAACCGAAAUAUAGCAUUGCCUUAGAAUUGUUGGCGCGCGUAGAAAUGUUAAUUGGUGUAUGGGGUUUGGCAUUGCCAAUAUGGAAAUCAAUUGGAAAAGAUCAUUCCAUUGAGUAUGCCCUUUGCUUAUCCCAUGUUAGCAGUAGCAAAGAACAGUUGCAAGAAGCAAUUGAGUUGUUAAAGGAACUUGAACCAAAUGAGGAAGCAACAACGGCCCUGGCCAGUUGUUAUUUUAAAAUGGGCGAUACGGAUAAAUUAAAAGAACUGAACCUAAAUACACUACAAAAGGCGGAGUUUCUCUUGGCGCCUGAGGAUGCGUUAAACUUACUGCAAGCCUCCAGUGAUACGGAAACGUUUGAUUGCCUUUUCUUACUCGCUAAAUUGCAUCUACAAUUGACUGACUAUGCUUCUGCUUUGAAUUGCAUGCUUAAAGCGACGCGUUUACAGCCUUACAGUUCGGAAUGCUUUCAUUACCUCGGAAAAAUCUAUUACAUCACAAAGGAUUUUGUGCGUGCACGUAAAUGUUUCGAAAAAUGUGUGAAUUUGAAUCCGCUGUGUGAGAGUGCUGUUAAUAACCUGAGCGCUAUUUACCAACAACUAGGAGAAGAGGACUUGAACGUUGCACUCUUGAUUAAUACGCUGAAAUAUAUGAAAACUGAUGAUUCUAAGCGCAUACAAUACAAGCUGGGCUUACAUUAUUUCAAUGUUAAAAAGUGGGAUGAGGCCAUUCAAUCCUUUCGCACUGCAAUCAAGCUUGAUGUGAAUUGUAUGAGCUAUUGGGAGUCUCUGGGGGAUGCUUACUCUGAGCGCGGCUCGUAUUACUCUGCUAUACGUGUUUUUCAAAAAAUACUAGAAAUGUGUCCUAGCAACAUUUAUGCCAAGCUGCAAAUGGCGCUGCUAAAAUCGACCAUUCGCAUGUAUCCCGAGGCCAUAGCCGACUUCGACGAAUUAUUGCAAACACAUCCCGAUUACUUGCCUGGCUUGAAAGGUGCCGCUGAAGCACAUAUUGGCUUGGCGAACAAUAUGAAAUUGGAGCAUUUAUAUGGACGCUGCAAAGAUCACCUACAAUUGACGGUUAAUCAUUUGCAACGUGCUUUCUUGUCUGCAAACAAUCAAAACAUGUUUUGGCUGUGGCGUCUUACUGCAAAUGUAUUUGUGCAGACUGCGCGCAUGCCCAGCUCUUUGGCAUACUUGGAGGUGUCUGGCAAGCUGGCUAAACUGGAAGAAAACACGGCGAUUUUAUCUAGAAAGGACCUCUUCACUUUAGCUGCAAGGUUUUACACCUGCGCCAUCAAGUUGAAAUCGAACACAUUUAUCUGGUAUGAGUUCGCCUUAUGCUCUUAUUAUUGCGCCAUAUAUUUACCUGACGAGGCGUCUACACAAUUGGAACUAGCUACCAAAGCCUGCAAAAUGGCCAUAAAUGAGCAAGGUGGUCGUUGGCAAAAUUGGAAUUUGCUCGGCGUAAUAAAUCUCCAUGAAGCGGUCAAUAACUUGCCCUUGGCACAGCACUGCCUCAUUCAGGCGCUUACGCUCGAUCGCAAGUCGUUUACCACUUGGACUAACCUCGGUGUACUCUAUUUGAAGUUGAACGAAAUAAAACUUGCGAAUCAGGCAUUUCAGCGGGCGCAGCAAGCGAGUCCCAUUUAUGGAAAUGCAUGGAUUGGACAGGCUAUGAUUGCUGAAGCCAUCGGUGAAGAGGAAGAAGCUUUGGAUCUCUUCAGACAUUGUCAGCAGUUUGAAUACCACGCGGAGUCCUCAUUAGGUUAUGCCCACUGGGUGUGCAACAUACUGACAGAUGAGAAAACACGCAAAAUACCGCAUUAUCGUCAUGCUAUCGACAGCAUGUAUGCAGAUGUGGUGGCACUAGAUGCGAUUAACUGGCACAUAGUAAAUGAGGAGAAGGCCGCCACACCCGCUGCGCUCUCUUUCCAAGGUUUCCUCAAUAUACGACAGAAGAAUUAUAGUCUUGCCGAGCGUGCAUACCUGCAGGCUGUUGAGCACACUGCAUCAGGUGCAGAUCGCGAUAAGUUGUUGACAAAUUUGGGUUAUCUGUACUUAGCCAUAAAUCGACCGAAUGAUGCUAUAAACGUUUUCAAUCGCAUAACACACGCCUCGUUUAAGGCCAUAAUUGGUUUGGCGUUGGCAUUCGUGCGUGCUGGCCAACAUCAGGAGGCAUAUUCGGUAUACAAUUCGGUGCUGAAGAGUUUGUCCGACAAUAAUGAUGAUAAGGCCGGCAUGAUAUUGGUGGCAAUGGCGGCCAUGGUGUACGCCUCGCAAGGCGAAGCCGACACGAAAACAAUUUUGUAUCAAUGCAUUCUGUUGAAAAACUCGCCUAUACAAGCAUUAUAUUCCGCCUGCGCUUUGGGUAUUCUACAUCAAGACAAUCAGUUAACAACAACCAUACUGACAGAGCUAAAAAAAUACGAAAACUGCGAGGCCCACUGCGCACAUAUUAGCUACUUGACGGCGCAACACUAUGCAAGUGUUCAACAAAUACGCAAAGGGCUGACUUACCUGCUGACCCGUGUGCAUAUUUUUCCAAAUAACUCCGAACUGCGCAAAGUGUUGGCUAAUUAUCUAUUGGACCAUUUCAGCCAUGCAGCACAGUUCCAAGUGGCCACAAGCCAAAUCGCGCUGAGCUCAAUUAGCCUAUUGCAUCGCAAUAAAACACAAAAAAGCGACUGCGUUGAGGAUUCUAAAUUGCUGCUGAUUGCCAGUCGAGCUUUGAGUGCCGUUAACAAGACACGUUCGCUAAAAUUAAUACAGCAUGCUAUACGUCUGCAUCCGCAAAAUAAGAGUGCCUGGCAGGCGCUGCAGGAGGUGCAAUGAUAUGUAUUUUGACUGUUUUAGUUGAAUUUGAAACCGAUUGUACAACUGUUACACGAAAAAGCAAGUGGUAAUAUUAAAACAUAUUUUAUAGCAUGAAAAAGAUACAUGA
Bactrocera tryoni is the source of this 3879-nucleotide messenger RNA. Its product is annotated as tetratricopeptide repeat protein 37. NCBI's taxonomy places the organism in Eukaryota, Metazoa, Arthropoda, Insecta, Diptera, Tephritidae. The record is from RefSeq and is a predicted model, not a curated record. The transcript is spliced from 17 exons. The coding region runs from base 66 to 3770 and encodes 1234 amino acids. Gene Ontology annotation, molecular function: protein binding. Gene Ontology annotation, cellular component: Ski complex.